Aspergillus campestris IBT 28561 is the source of this 2277-nucleotide messenger RNA. RefSeq names its product putative C6 transcription factor. The coding region runs from base 221 to 2275 and encodes 684 amino acids. Lineage: Eukaryota; Fungi; Ascomycota; Eurotiomycetes; Eurotiales; Aspergillaceae. The record is from RefSeq and is a predicted model, not a curated record. Gene Ontology annotation, molecular function: DNA binding; zinc ion binding; DNA-binding transcription factor activity, RNA polymerase II-specific. The transcript is spliced from 4 exons. Gene Ontology annotation, biological process: DNA-templated transcription; regulation of DNA-templated transcription.
AUACUGCUUUUUGAAUUCUCACCCGUACAAACCAACCGGAUCGCAAGUCUAGGAUUGAUUGCUUUUUUGCGCGAUCGGAUUCCUCCAAUUUCCUUUCAUGCCGAUUGUAUCCGUCGCAAACUGCAGUCCCAGGUUGGCUGCAUGAUGCCCCGGAGCAUCCCCGAUCACUCCCAUUGCCCCUAGCCAAUACCCUCCAGUCAUCCUCUAGGACAGCUCCAUUAUGAAGCGCUCUUCAUCGGAUGUCGGUCUCGAGUCCCCUCGGAAAGAUGACCGGCGUGCGUCUCUGGCCCCGGACGGACGGGCCCCGGUCCCGAGGAUCUCCAAAGCCCGCGCGUGUGCGGAGUGCAAGCGCCAUAAGAUCCGUUGCGAGUUCAAACCGGGCGAAGCCACGUGCAACAAGUGUAUGCGCAGUGGAAUCAAAUGCAUAGUCAAUGACUUUUCGCAAAAGUUCGUCGACGACGAUGGAGUAUGGAAGUCUCAAGCGGCGGCCACCAUUCAGCAGCUCCAAGCCGCCGUGGCACACUUGCUGCGCCAGAACGCACUCCCGGAGCUGUCGACGUAUUUCGCCAACGAUAGCGGUCAGAAUGGAUCGAGUCCCGCCUCGUCGCAUUACCGUCGCGAUUCGGCGUUCGAUGGCUCGCAGUCGAAGAUGAACUUGAACCAGACCAACCACGUGAAUCACUCAGAGCCAGGGGUUAUGAUGGACGUGACCAGAGAGGCCUCCCAGGAGCCGGACCUUGGAGACCGAGAAGAGCUGGUGCCGGCGCCGAUGCGCAGUCUCUACGAAGUCACGAAGCUGCGCGACUUACGGCAUAACCCGGUGCAACAGCCCAAGCUCACGCUGCUGGAGGAGGACUUCAUCUCACGAGGGUUGAUCUCCAUCCAUGAAGCGGAAGAACUAUUUGCAUACUUCAGCCGCACAAUGAACCAGCUGCUCUGGGGAGGAAUCAUCCUCGUCCACCGGGAUCUAACAUCCGUCCGACGAGCGUCAACCCUCCUCUCCGCGGCGGUCCUCACGGUGGCGGCCCUGCACAUCCCCAAUCGGACGGAAACGCUGAAUCGGUGCUACGGCGAGUACGUGUCACUGGUAUCCGACAUGUCUCUGACUCGAGCGCACACGCUGGAUGACAUCCGCGGGCUGUGCGUGGGCGCAUUCUGGCUCUCCGAGCUGAGCUGGAAGCUGUCUGGCCACGCGGUGCGAAUCGCGACGGAGAUGGGUCUCCAUCAGAGCUACCAGAAGAUGAUGCGGGGCCAUGGCGAUCAGUACGAGCGAGCUCAGCUCUGGUACCUGCUCUACGUCUGCGACCACCACUUUAGCAUCGCCUACGGGCGACCUCCCGUCAUCCACGAGGACGUGGCGAUCAAGAACUACGAGUCGUUCCUGCAGUCCCCGAUGGUGGUCCCGGGCGAUAUCCGACUGAUCGCGCAAGUGGCGCUGUUCAUGAUCCUGACCGAGGCGUAUCGCAUGUUUGGCAGCGACACGGAACAGGCCUUGACGGAGGAAGAUUUCGGCCAGCUGCGGGUGUACAACGUGGCCUUGGAUCAAUGGCGACUCCUGUGGCAACCCCGAUCGAGCGACAGCCCCUACGUCCGCACCUACCCCUCCAAAGGCGUAGUGCUACACUACCACUUCGCCAAAUUCCAACUCAACUCGCUCUCCCUGCGCGCGCUCUCCCCAACCAACACCCCCGUCUUCUCCAUGGACCGCAAAGAAGCCGCCAACAUCGCCAUCUCCUCCGCCAUGGCCUGCCUAAACAUGGUCCUCGAAGAGCCCGACAUCCGGGACGCCAUCGUGGGAGUCCCAAUUUUCACACACACCAUGGUGACCUUCUCCGCAGUCUUCCUGCUCAAAGUCGCCGUCAACUGGAACUCAGCCUACCUGAGCAUCGACGGCCGGCAGGUGCGCCGGCUCGUCGAGCGCGUCAUCGAGCUGCUCAAUUGCGUUUCCGCGGGCGAUCGACACCUGACGCGGCAUAUUGCGCGCGGGCUCGGCAAGAUGCUCGAGCGGUUCGACUCGUGGGAUACGGCGUGGCAGGGGGGUGUGGGCGGGGGCGCCGCUACUGCUGCUUCUGGUGUACCUGGGGGUGCAGGGGCAGGGUCAGGGGCAGGGACCGUGAACCGGGCCGAUGGCGAUGUACCCGGUGGAGCCAAUGCCAUGGCGCAGGGGUUUCCGCCGCCGGACCUGAUCUAUGACAUGGUAGGGACGUACGGGUUCGGGUUGGAUGAGAAUCUGCUGGAUCCGAGUAUGGCCAAUUUUGAGUUUUUGGCGCAGUGACC